AUGGCCGCCUCUCCAUCUCUGCUUAUUUUCCUCAACGGUGAUGUUGGCAUGGAGCGGCCGUACCGCACCGCGCUGCCGGCCAGCGUUGACACCCUAGCGGAGCUUUGUCAGUUCCUCACGUCGCGCAUCCCACCCCGCCCGGGCGAGGACGCCGUCGGCCGCGGCUACCGCUUCCUCUACUCCGUGUUCGGCAAGCCGCUCUGGCGCGUGAAGGAGUGCGUGGAGGCAGGCACCAUCGUCCUCAGCGUCGGACCGGGCUUUCUCGCGCGGCGACCCGCGGCAAUUACGGACAACGCAUCCGCUACUGCCUCUCCAGCCCCUGCGGCAGCGGCAGCCGCAGCCGCAACGACAAGUGUAGUGGAUUUGGCCACGCCGGAUCGUCUGGCGGCGACACCCACCGGCGGUGACAACACGCACCCCGACAGCAACAACGGCUUUCUGCUCGACGCCUCCCCCGCCGCGUCCCCGCCCGUCAAACUCUCGGUCGAGGACAACGCAUACCGGCCACCGCCAGCCUUUUCGAGCACGGCAGCGGCAGCGCAUUUCUCCACUGCGAGCGGGCGCGGCAGCACCGUUAACGUCGUCCCCUUCGCUGGGGCGGCCGGCAAGCAAGGGCGGGAGAGCAUCGACGUGGCGUGGCCUCCGGCGCCGUCGGUGCGACGCCCAUCGCAGACCGAUGAGCGGGAUCGUCUGGUCAGCAUCACCCUCAACCCGGCCGCACGCGGCGCACGGGCCUCCUCUGGUGGGCCCAUCACCCAAUCCACGCCUGUCCCUCACGUUGCCGCGGGCGCGACCGCCGGUGGCGCUAUCCCCGCCUCCCACCUCUUCACUCCUCCAAACGCCCAAGCAACGGCCGGAGAAGCCACCGGAGGCCCUCGAGAGAAUCAGACAUUCGUGCCUCCACCUCCACUGCCGCGGAAGUCCUUCCCUGCUGCCGCGACAGCGACGACAGCGGCGGAGGCCAUGGGUGAUGCGCUACCACGUGGGAUGGUCUUCUUAGCGCAGGAGACCCACGCCCUGCCCGCACGCCCGUCCUUCACGCCCGCAUCGACCGCCCUUGCAGCGCUCCUGCCGCCCCUGCAGCCGCUGGCCAGCAACGCCAUCUCCAGCAGUCUGCAGUAUUUCUUGUUGCGGAAAUGGAGUGCCUAUCAGAAACUGCACAGCAUGCCGCCUGCCGACCUUAUCGCAGGUGAGGCGAUGUCGCAGCGGUUCAACUCGAUUACGGCGGCAUGCAACAGCAGUGGCAGCAGCACUCGCACCGGCGGUGUGGGCGGUGACCGUGGCUGCCGAGUUGUGGUGAGCGGACCUCCGCUCAGCGGGGUGUCGACGACGGCGGCCUUCCUCGUGCGCCACCUCUUGCGCACCCUGCAGCUUCAGCCGCAGCACCGCCUGCACAACACCCUCGUCAUCGCCCUCGACUUCCAUCUACUCUUCGGACCGCAGGUGACGAGUGCGCCGGGGCUGCCGCGCGUGUUGCUCGAUCUCGCCUCGCUUUAUCAGCUGGUGGUGCGUAGUGUGAUGGAUGCCGUGGUGGCGCAGCGGCCGUCGCUGCGGGAGGCCGGCCCCCUCCUCAGCCAGUUGUGGGACUUGGUGAUCAAGCCGAACGUGGAGCCGAAGGCGGCACCCAACUUUACGACCUACGCCCAAGCCGCCGCGCUCGUGGGCGGGGACGUGCUGGCGCAGUGGACGCGGUUGGUGGCGCAGAUCUUUCCCAUUCUCCAGGCCGCCUGUCGAGCACCGGAGACGCCGGCGCUGCGAGAUGCGGCGCUGGAUUUAAUAUUUUAUGCCAUACCGGCUGAAAUCGCCUCGUCGCUGAACUUCUCCGGCGUGCUCUACGCGAUGGACGGCGCGGAGGCGUUAACGCGGUGCUACGCAGAGCGGGUGACACGCCCGGCGGGUGACCUGGGGCCGCUGCUGCAGGCCUUGGCGGCGGACCCGCGCGUGCACCUUGUGCUCUCCUGUCCUUCCACGAUUCCCCCUCGUGCGCUGUUCAUUCCAGGCCUGAUGGCGCACGUCUCAACGAUUGGCCUCGUCACACGAGCAGCGCUAAAUCACAUGCAUUUCCCACAGCUGCUUCGAUCUGGGCGAAGAGAAUACCCGGUGGAGACCUUUCUCGGCUGUCCGGGCUAUCUCACGCUCUUGAACGCGGUGGUGAGGCCUUUGCGGAAGAACCUGUCAACCCCAACGACGGCCUACUCCGCGUAUUAUCAGCAGCACUACGAGCGCAGCCCCGCGGAAGGCUACGCAGUGCGCAUCGACAGCAAGGAAGUCUCGCAUGCCUUGGAUAAGCUGCUGGCAGUUGUGCAAGAUCUGCCGCUGACGUAG
Leptomonas pyrrhocoris is the source of this 2325-nucleotide messenger RNA. RefSeq lists its product as hypothetical. Lineage: Eukaryota; Euglenozoa; Kinetoplastea; Trypanosomatida; Trypanosomatidae. The record is from RefSeq and is a predicted model, not a curated record. The transcript has a single exon. The coding region runs from base 1 to 2325 and encodes 774 amino acids.